UUGUCCUGUCAACGUUGUGACAAGCUCAGCGGUAUUUAGCUAGCUAACGCUGCAGCACAGAAAUCACAAAACCGUUCGCGAAAAAGCGAAGACACAGAGGUGGUUAGAGUCCCUUAAACUGAACCGUGUAUCAACGGAAAUAGCAAACCACCGUCAUCCCAGUCCUUACAAGUUCAUACAAGCGACAAUUUUGAAGGCAGCGCCUGGUAGACUAUUUCGUCGAUGGCUAACAUUAAGGAGUGGUUUCUCCCCAUAGAUACAGCACAAGCGCGCACAUUAACAAGCUAACGAGACCAACCUGCCAUGGCUCCGAGGAAGAGAGGAGCAAGGAAAAGGAAAACUGAAGAGGCUUUGGAAGGAGAGAAAGAAGGGGAGGAUACCGAGGAGAAGGAGGCUGAUGGGAGAGGAGACAGGAGGAGGAAGGAGCGUGGAAAUAAGAAAUACAUUGGAGCUCAUGUUGGCAUUCAAGGUGGGAUUUGGAAAGCAGUGGAGUCCUGCACAGAGAUGGGUGGCAGCAGUUUUGCCCUGUUCCUGGGCUCCCAGCGAUCAUGGAAGAGGCCUGCGCUGGACCAGACAGCUGCAGACAAGUUUCGGGAGCAGGUUUCCAUGCAAGGGUUUGACCCAGCUCACAUCCUGCCUCAUGGAUCUUACCUAAUGAACUGCGGGUCUCCUAAAGAGGAUGUGUUUGAGAAGAGCCAGGCCCUGCUGGUGGAUGAGCUCAGCCGCUGCAGCCUCCUGGGCCUCAACCUCUACAACUUCCACCCCGGCUCCUCGCUGGGCUCCAUCACCACUGAGCAGUGUGUGGACAAGAUAGCGGGCGCCAUCAACCACGCUCACCAGCAAACACCUGCCGUGGUUACAGUGUUGGAGAACAUGAGCGGUCAGGGCAGCACGGUGGGCGGUAAGUUCUCUGAGCUGAAGAGCAUCAUAGACAAAGUGAGAGACCAGACCAGAGUGGGAGUGUGUCUGGACACCUGCCAUGCCUUUGCAGCAGGAUAUGACCUGGCUGCAGAGGGAGGAGUGAAGGCCAUGCUCAACAAGUUUGACCAGGAGGUGGGGCUCCACUAUCUCAAAGCCAUCCAUCUCAACGACUCCAAAGGUAAACUGGGCUGCAACCUCGAUCGCCACGAAGACAUCGGUAAAGGUCAAAUCGGAAUCUCUGCUUUCAGAGACAUUGUCAAUGAGCCCAGACUAGACAACAUCCCCCUGAUCCUGGAGACGCCUGGACGGCCAGGAUUUGAGUACGCUGAGCAGAUUGAACUUCUCUAUUCACUCUGUGAGAAGAAAUAGAAAAUGCAUCUACUCAUGUACUAGCACGGCUAAAAUGAACCAGUGUGAAACCACAGCUCACGUCUGUUAAGAAAACUGAAGUGUUUCUCAAGGACCAAAGUGGACGAGUGGUGAGGCUCAAAAGUUGUGUGGUUGUUAAUCAGAAUGUUAAAAGCUUCGAUCUAGAAAUGUGUUUUGUCUCUAAGUGUAGUUAACUGUAGUUGAAUAAAUGUGUUGAAAGAUUUUU
Molecule: messenger RNA, 1516 nt
Organism: Lates calcarifer (barramundi perch)
Lineage: Eukaryota; Metazoa; Chordata; Actinopteri; Centropomidae
Product: probable endonuclease 4
Exons: 8
Coding region: 304-1290 (328 amino acids)
Biological process (GO): base-excision repair
Cellular component (GO): nucleus; mitochondrion
Molecular function (GO): DNA-(apurinic or apyrimidinic site) endonuclease activity; DNA binding; phosphoric diester hydrolase activity
Source: RefSeq, a predicted model, not a curated record